Molecule: messenger RNA, 1347 nt
Organism: Erigeron canadensis
Lineage: Eukaryota; Viridiplantae; Streptophyta; Magnoliopsida; Asterales; Asteraceae
Exons: 1
Coding region: 1-1347 (448 amino acids)
Source: RefSeq, a predicted model, not a curated record
AUGAAUAAGUUCCCAAAACAGAAUGAGGUUAGACAGAUGAUUAGAGAAAACCAGUUAUGUGCUUGUGCAAUUCUUGUAACACAUGUAUCUCGUGAUCAACUCAAUAAGCUUUGUGGUUCGGUGUUUCAGUCCUGGUCUUGGAACUCGAAUGCAUCACUAUGUAUUAAAGGCGCUAGAAUUGUACUAGGAUGGAAUCCUGAUGUCGUGGAUGUAAUGAUGAUUAGUCAGAUCGAUCAGGUUAUGCAUACUCAAUUUGUUUUUAAAGCAGACAGGAGGUCUUUCUUCUGUUCCUUUGUUUAUGCACAUAACAAGUAUAUUGACCGACGUGAACUUUGGAAGAAUCUGGUGGUUCAUAAGCAAUUUGUUAAGAACAAGCCUUGGAGCAUUAUGGGUGAUUUUAAUGCCACUUUAAACUUGGAAGAUAAGGCUUUAGGAAUGUCAUCUUUAGAUAUUGCUAUGAGAGAAUUUCGAGAUUGUAUCGAAACAAUUGAAGUGGUUGAUGUUAACAGUGUGGGGCUUCACUUUACAUGGAAUCAGAAGCCAAAAGGAAUGGAUGACCAACUUAAAAAGAUAGAUCGGGUUUUAGCUAAUGUGGAGUUUAUGGAUAUUUUUAUGGGUGCUACGGCUAUUUUCCAGCCAUACCGGGUUUCUGAUCAUACCCCAUCUGUCCUGCGCAUUCCUAUGAAGAUUAAAUUUCGGCCUAAACCUUUCAAAAUUUCGAAUUUAUUACUUCAUAAUGAGAAGUUCUGGGAUACUGUCUCUACGACCUGGAAGGAGGUGAUUAUAGGACAUCACUCUUUCAUUUUGGUGAAGAAACUUAAAGCUUUGAAAAGCCCUUUGCGCAAAUUGUUAUACUCUCAUGGUAAUAUCCAUACAAAUGUUUCAAAGUUGAGGGUGGAACUUGAUGAAGUCCAGAAAGCACUUGAUAAAGAACCACAUAACCAGAUGUUGAAAGAGGAGGAAGCUGCUUACCUGCAUGCUUUUAAUGAUGCUUUAUUGACCGAGGAACAUUUUCUAAAACAAAAGGCCAAAGUUGAAUGGUUAAAAGUUGGAGACUCUAACUCAGCUUACUUUCAUAAGGUCGUUAAAAGUAGGGUUCAAAGAAGACGUAUCGAUGUAAUAAUGGAUCCGAAUGGGAAUCUGCUGGACGGUGAUGGCCUAAUUACAGCUUUCUUGAACCAUUAUGAACUGUUUCUAGGAAGAGCAGGUCGAGUCACGCCUUUAAAUCAUGAGAAUUUAUUCAAUAAAAAGUUAUCUACUGAAGUUGCUGAUCAUAUGAUAAUACCUGUUGAAGAUGAUGAAGUUAAAGAUGUUAUUUUCGCUAUGGGGAAUGAUAAAUCCCUGUGA